AUGGCUACAACCACCAAGACCACAUACCUGAUCACAGGUGGAAAUCGAGGCAUCGGCAAAGGACUCGUCGCCGCAUAUCUCUCGCGCCCAGACACCAUCGUGAUAGCCGGGGUGCGAAACCCGACGCACCCCACGAGCCUCUCGCUCCAGGAACUGCCCAAAGAGGCCUCGAGUUCUCUCAUCGUCGCCAAGAUCGACAGCCUCUCCGAGACCGACGCCCAGGACGCCGUGGCGGAACUGGGAUCCAAACACGGCGUCACCAGCCUGGACGUGGUCGUCGCCAACGCCGGCAUCAGCGCCAUCUGGCCGCCCGUCGCCGAGGCCAGACCGUCCGACAUGCUCGAACACUACCGCGUGAACGUCGUAGGGGUCACGCUGCUGUUCCAAGCGGUGCUGCCGCUCCUCAAGGCGUCGGCCAAGUCACCCAAGUUCGUCACGGUGGGCUCCAUCGCCGGAUCCAUCGCCGCCCAGGAGAACGCGCCGGUGCCCAAUGCGGCGUACGGCCCUUCGAAAGCAGGCCUGAAUUGGAUCACCAAGAAAAUCCACCUGGAACAUCCUGACAUUAUCGCGUUCCCUCUUUCGCCCGGGUGA
Messenger RNA from Exophiala spinifera, 591 nucleotides. RefSeq lists its product as uncharacterized. The record is from RefSeq and is a predicted model, not a curated record. NCBI's taxonomy places the organism in Eukaryota, Fungi, Ascomycota, Eurotiomycetes, Chaetothyriales, Herpotrichiellaceae. The coding region runs from base 1 to 591 and encodes 196 amino acids. The transcript has 2 exons.